Messenger RNA from Saccostrea echinata, 916 nucleotides. RefSeq names its product deleted in malignant brain tumors 1 protein-like. The transcript has 3 exons. Lineage: Eukaryota; Metazoa; Mollusca; Bivalvia; Ostreida; Ostreidae. The coding region runs from base 29 to 910 and encodes 293 amino acids. The record is from RefSeq and is a predicted model, not a curated record. Gene Ontology annotation, cellular component: membrane.
UGAGGUUAAAGUCAGAAAUAAUUCUGAAAUGUUCUUUGAAAUGAAUGAAAAUUUUUCGAAAACUUUUCACGAUAUCGAAGUUCAAUAUGCGGCAAAAAUACAAGAAAACUUCAAUGAAACCCAAAAAAUUGUAUCGACAUUGGAAAUUUCUGUAAAUGAACGUAUGAACAACAAAAUUAAAAAAAUCGAAAUGCACUUAAUUGAGACCAAUAAUCUGACCGUUUAUUUGAAUGAAACCUUGCUGAAAAUUGAGGACAAUCUCACCGCAUCAUCGGAACACGGACUGCAGUUUUGCAUGAAAACGACUGACAAAAUGAGAGAGACAUUAAAUGAGAUAAUUCAAAAUAUAACAACUGCAGAUGAUUCAAUGUCCGAAACGUUUAGAAACAUAAAACGUAGAAUUAGUUUGUUGGAAUCGGAUACUCUGGCACGGCAGAUUAUUGGUAUCAAUUCUUUAACAGGAAACGUUUCGAAUUUGCAAACAUCGCUUCAGAAUAUCCAACAGACGGCUUCAGAGUGUAGUUCAAGACUAAGUGCCAUGGAAACACAACAGAGUUCUUACAAAAUAUCAAUGAAUUCUCUAUCAAAUGGCUUGAAAUCAUUCAUUCGGGUACGGAUCACCAGUGGUGGAGCUAACUACGGUCGAGUUGAAGUGUACUAUGAUGGAUCCUGGGGCACAGUUUGUGACGACGCCUGGGACAACAAUGAUGCACGAGUUGUCUGUAGGAUGCUAGGUCGCAGCGGGGGAACUGCAGUUAGUUCAGCGCAGUAUGGUGCAGGAAGUGGUCAGAUAUGGCUUGAUGAUGUCAAUUGUAGUGGAACGGAAUCAUCCCUGAUGGAAUGUUUAAAACCACCGUUUGGUAUGCAUAACUGUGGUCAUAGCGAGGAUGCGGGUGUAUCGUGCAAUUAACUUUGU